Messenger RNA from Alternaria triticimaculans, 828 nucleotides. RefSeq lists its product as uncharacterized. Bases 1 to 828 code for a protein of 275 amino acids. The transcript has a single exon. The record is from RefSeq and is a predicted model, not a curated record. NCBI's taxonomy places the organism in Eukaryota, Fungi, Ascomycota, Dothideomycetes, Pleosporales, Pleosporaceae.
AUGCCCUCACUUUGCGACCCAUCGGAGUAUCUGUCCAGUCAGCAGAUACCACCAAGGCCGUCUAUCAACUUCAUCCCCUACGACCCCAUUUCCAUUGAGAUACCUAUGGAGGCCUUCUACCGCGAGUACCGGGUAGAUUCACCGGGAAGGAUAGUGAAGUAUCGCUAUGUUACUACGCCAUCUGCCGUGGCGUGCAGAAUCACAGUCGUUUCGCUUUCUACCAUCAUAAACUGGCGGGCGGGUAUCUCCGAACUGGCACCUCCGGGUGCUCUCUUCAACAAAACAGAUGGUCUGUACUAUCAAGACGAGGUCGUUCCGUCACAAGGCCAAACGCCACCCGACAACAAGCCAUCAUUCGAGUCAUUUGUUCGACGAGUAAACUCACACGCUCCUACUACCGUACGGAAUCCACUGACGGCUCAUGACGAAGCUCAGUCCGCCCCCGACGGCAAGCCAACGUUCGAGUCAUGUGUUCGACGACUGAAGUUACAUUUUUCGACUGCUGUACAGCAUCCGCCGAUGUCUCAUGCCGAAACUCAGUCCGCCCCCGGCUUCGUAGCAGGCCAUGUCCAACGCACUGCGGAAGGUCCCUUGUCCGACGAGCAACUCCAUCCGACUCCUUCAGGCAAGGAAGAAGGCUACAAAGCCGCCGAAAAAGGUCCCUCAAGUUAUGCGCCGCAGUCGGCAGGAAGAUCUCUCGACGAGGAAGUUAUUGGACACAACUGGGUUAAGCCCGGGCCAGGAAGGAAGCGCGCGCAUGGAUCAACGACUACACCACCCGGUUUACGACGUGGCAGGAGUGCAGUCGGUGAAGGAUCUCGCGAAUGA